This is a messenger RNA of Vitrella brassicaformis, 1781 nucleotides long. NCBI's taxonomy places the organism in Eukaryota, Vitrellaceae. The record is from the annotation of a GenBank genome assembly.
CGCUGGUUGGCUGACUGCUCGCUCAUCCCGCCAUCUUAUUGAGAAGAGUGAGGUGCGAUGGCUCGUCGGCCGCCACCGUCGGAUGCCCCGUAUCAACGCUCGAGUGGGUGACCGUCGAAAUGAUGCAGAAUGUCAUCGACGGUAAGGAGACAGGCCUAGGAGAGAGGGAUGCACACCAUGACAGACCGAUGCCGUAUCUGUAUGUGUGUAUGCAGACCUUCGCCGUUCGAUGGACAGAGAGCGGCAACAAAGCGACAAGCGAAUCGCUGAGCUUGAGACCCAAAGGGAUGAGUACAAGAGAGAGAGGGACGCCUACAAGCGUGAACGAGACGCCGCCCUGGACAGGCUCAGAGACCUUGAGGAAAAGGUGGCUGCCGAUGACGAGGCCCACAGCCGUGUUGCCCGCUCGAUUGUGCACGACGGCGGCCUCUACCACGGCUCUGUCCGCACAAGUGGGCGGCACCGAGGUGCCCCACGGGACGGGGCUGCUGCGGUCGCUGGACGGCGACAAAAAGCGAUAUGAGGGCGAGUGGAAGGACGGCAAGUACCACGGCAAAGGCAUCGAAUACGCUUCAUUCGAGACGCGCAACCAGCAAGGCCAACUGGAGACCAAGAUGUGUCUCGUGUAUGAGGGCGACUUUGCGGACGGCAAGCGAGAGGGACAAAAGGGCACCGAAUACCAAGCCAUAAACGGGCAAAUGGGGAAGGUCUAUGAGGGAGAAUGGAGAGACAACAAAUGGCAUGGACAGGGGAGGGAGCUUCCGCACUACGAUUCGAGCUCAGGACAGCGACAGCAUAUUCUCGAGUACACUGGAAGCUGGGUGAACGGCAAGCGGCACGGCGAGGGCGAGGAGCUCACUGACAGCAAGGUGACCUACAGGGGCGGCUGGGCAAAUGGAGAGAAGAAAGGCAACGGGACGGCGGGCGGCAUGGAGCUCAGAGACGACAACGGACAGCAUUUGGGCAACUAUCACGGCCCCACCCUCGACGGGCAGCCAAACGGAGACGCGGAACUGCGAUAUGGCAACCAAGUCGUCUACAAGGGCAACUGGGCGAGCGGCAAGCGGCACGGCCAGGGGAAGGCAUACUACGACUACUGUCCUGUGUUGUGGUUCGAUGGCGAAUGGCGGGAGGGCCUGGCCAACAACGGCAUGCUCUUCCCUGACGGCGACUGUUGGGGACAGAAGAAGGCUGACGGCAGCCCUGUGUAUCCCAUCAAACCCAUUCGAUGGCAGGCGGGACAGCAGAUACCCAACACCGAUGUGCCUGGCUGCGGAUGGAAGCUGCAUCAGUGGCUGCAGAGUCGGGGUGUGUCGGGAUAUUUCCCUGCUGGUGCACUGUGAUAGCGAGUGUGUCUCUCGUGGCUGUGUGUUUUGUGUGUCUAUCUGUCUGUCUCUCGUGGCUGGCUGGCUGUGUGUGUGCGUCUCUCGUGGCUGGCUGGCUGUGUAUUGUGUGUUGUGUGUGUGUCAUAUGUCUACGGAUGUGUGUUUGCAUCCGUUGGGGGGAGGGAGAGAGGCAGUGCAGUGUCUGUUUUAUUCGAUGGUUUGUGGCCUUACAAGACCCGACGGCUGCGUGCGGUUGUCUGUGUGCUGAUGUGUGUCUGAGUCUCUCUUUGCUGUCUGUGCGUGUAAGCGGAUAGAAGUAAGUUGAUCGGUCAGACAGGUUUUCGCACCAUAGCCAUGAGGACUCUCGUGUGGGAUGUUUUUGCUGCACUCUUGUUGCGAUUCCGAUUGAUUUAUUUGAGACCGAAAGUGCAUUGCCAUCGUAUUGAUGCAGUGUCC